Molecule: messenger RNA, 1443 nt
Organism: Vanessa tameamea
Lineage: Eukaryota; Metazoa; Arthropoda; Insecta; Lepidoptera; Nymphalidae
Exons: 7
Coding region: 140-1204 (354 amino acids)
Molecular function (GO): protein binding
Source: RefSeq, a predicted model, not a curated record
UUUGACAUUAAACAGUAACGAAGAACAAAAUAUUAGGAAUUCUAAAUUCAUAAUUAUUAUAAUUUGUAAGUCCAAAAAACAUGUUAAAUUAAUUGUGUAUUCCGUAUUUUAAAUUAAAUUUAACUUGCUAUCAUACAAAAUGGUUAUAAAUAAUAAAGAAACUGGGCCAAAUAUUCGUAAAAACAACAAACAAGUGGGAGACGUCAUCGACCUCGGCGCCCCGCGCCGCCUUCGCACCGCACAUUCGCCACGACCGCCUUUUUUUUUAACACCGAAUCCUCGGCUGUACCCGAGCACAAAAAAAGAUUCGAAGAGUCGACAGAUCGAGGAACGUUCGCGACGCCGCUAUCGCAAGCUGCUGCCCAACCCGCGCCUGUACCGACCGCCCCCCGCCCGACCGCCCCCGGCGCCCCCGAGGCCCCGCGCCGCCUGGCCCGCGCCCCCCCCUCGCACCCUGGACACGGCCUCGCGGGCCGCGCUGCGCGUGUUGCGCGCGCGUCGCCUGCGCCACGAGCGAGCGGCCGGUGACGCGAGCCAGGGCCGGCGGCGAGUGCCGGGAGCGAGGCCCCCGCUGGGCUCGGCCUCCUCCGCGCGGACGACGCUCUGCGACCGGGCCGCGAGGCGGGCCGACGCCAGCGUCAUGGCCGCCAGUAAAUACUCCACGAGCCCGGACUGCUCGGACGGGAACGAGGCUUCGUCCGCGCCGAGCGAGUUCUUAGCCGAGUUUCUCUCGGCGAUCAUGCGGCGGCAGUACGCGGAGGCGCUGAAGUACUGCCAGCUGAUCCUGCAGUACGAGCCGCAGAACAGCACCGCGCGCGGGUUCUACCCGCUGCUGCAGCACAAGCUGCACACGCUGCACUCGCGCGCCGCAGACGAGACGAGCUCGAGCGACGACACCGGCUCUCGGUGCGGCGGAUCCCUCGACGCGCGAUACAAACAGAGAAGCAAGACGGACGCGGAGGAAGAGGCGGGGGCGGAGGCGGAGGCGGAGGCGGAGGCGGAGGCGGAAGAGAUGGAGCAGGGCUCGGGCUCGGCGUGCUCGUCGCUGGAGUUGGACUCGUCCGCGUCGGGCGCCGCACGCUCGUCCGACAGCACCGAGCCGUCCGACAGCGCGUCGUGGCGCUGGGAGAGCGGCGGCGAGCGCUCGGAGCGCGACGACAACGGCAACCCGCCGCCCACGCACAGCGGUGAGCCUGACAUUUGACUGCUUUGACGUCGAAACUAGUUUACCGCGUAGGGAGGCUCGCGGUCGGGGCCCGGCUCGAACGCUACCUCGGCUACACGAUGAUGAUGACUCUUUGGGACGGAAUAUCUGGGAAACAGGGUGCUGUCUAGCGGGAGGAUGAUAGUUUGAACUCAUCAAGUUAUCGUCCUUGCCGAGUACUUAACGAAAAUGAUGACAGACGACAGUGGACCGGGCCGACCGUAAGAGAGCGAACACUU